GAAAGAGCUGGAAAAGGUCCUAUUUGUCCAAACCUGUGCCUGUUUUGCGCGUGAGAGAGAGAGCGCGCGCGCGCGCGUGUGUGUGAGCGAGAGAUCUGGGAAGCUCUCGGAAGAAGGGCAUUCUUGGAGAGAAGGAACCUCUGGCGAAGGCAGGCGGGCGAAAAGGGGAGCCGUUCCUAGAUAUAAGGACAUUUCUACCAUCGCCUGCCGUCACGUGACAUAAUUACCACUCGAAUCAAUCAAGAUGAAUUGCACGUCAGCACACGGUGGGAUUUUUCCCCCCUUGGUGGUGGCUGCUCCUGCCCAAAGCCUCGCGCGCAGAUAGAUGGGGCUCCUCCGGCUCCCACGCGCUGGCUCGGCUGCUGCUGCCGCCGCCUGCUCGCCCUCGCCCAGAGGCAGCAGCAGCUGGAGGAGGAGAAGACAUGAGUGACUUUGACGACUGCGGCAGCCACGGGGCAUCCAGCAUGUACCUCCCCGGGUGCGCCGCCGCCGCCUAUUACGUCUCCUCCUCGGAUUUCUCCGGCAAGCCCCCGUUCCUGUCCCAGUCGCCCUCCUGUCAAAUGACUUUCCCUUACGCCUCCAACCUGCCUCCCCAUGUGCAACCGGUGCGCGAAGCGGCGGCGGCGGCGGCGUUCAGGGACUACGCGGGAGGCGGCGGAGGUGGCGGCGGCGCAGGCGGCGGCGGCAAGUGGCCCUACCGAGGCGGCAGCUACGCGCCCAGCAGCUACUACGAGGAGGUGAUGCACGGCAGGGACUUUCUGCAGCCGGCCACCCGCAGGACAGACGUGCUCUUCAAGGCAGAUCCCGUGUGCGGAGCCCACCACCACCACCACGGGGCGGCCGCCGCCGCCGCCGCUUCCGCAGCUGCUGCGGCCGCCGCCGCCGCCGCCAACUUCUACAGCGCAGUGGGCAGGAACGGGAUCCUCCCGCAGGGCUUCGACCAGUUUUACGAGGCGGCGCAUGGCGGAGGCGGCGGAGGCGGAGGAGGCACCCCUUACCCGGAGCCAGAGGGCGACAAGGGCGACCUCAAGCUCGCCAGCAACACUUGUGGCAAAGCUUCCCCGCUGCCCGGCCAGGAAAAGAAAGUGACAAGCGAGGGCAGCGCCGAGUCGCCGCCGGGGGAGGCCCGACCGGACAAGAGCAGCAGCAGCAGCAGCAGCAACAGCAGCACUUCAGCACUUCCCCAGCGAUCCCGGAAAAAAAGAUGUCCUUACACGAAAUACCAGAUAAGAGAACUGGAACGGGAGUUUUUCUUCAACGUGUACAUAAACAAAGAGAAAAGACUCCAGCUGUCUAGGAUGCUGAACCUCACGGAUCGACAAGUCAAAAUAUGGUUCCAAAAUCGACGGAUGAAAGAAAAGAAACUGAACAGAGAUCGACUGCAGUAUUUCACGGGGAACCCCUUGUUUUGAGAGGACUAAGCGGGGAGGAGAAGGAGAGGCGAAGAAGACCUCCCUCCCUGGUCCAACCUGCCACCUGAGUGCAAAAAAAUAAUAAUAAUAUUCAAAAAA
Molecule: messenger RNA, 1511 nt
Organism: Podarcis muralis (Common wall lizard)
Lineage: Eukaryota; Metazoa; Chordata; Lepidosauria; Squamata; Lacertidae
Gene: HOXD11
Product: homeobox D11
Biological process (GO): anatomical structure development; regulation of transcription by RNA polymerase II
Cellular component (GO): nucleus
Molecular function (GO): DNA-binding transcription factor activity, RNA polymerase II-specific; RNA polymerase II cis-regulatory region sequence-specific DNA binding
Source: RefSeq, a predicted model, not a curated record